Microthlaspi erraticum is the source of this 708-nucleotide messenger RNA. The record is from the annotation of a GenBank genome assembly. NCBI's taxonomy places the organism in Eukaryota, Viridiplantae, Streptophyta, Magnoliopsida, Brassicales, Brassicaceae.
AUGACUUUGUUCCCCACCAAGUUUGAAAAUGGGAAGAUUGAGUACAAGAUAAGGUACAAGGGGAGAUCAAGGCCAUUCUCUAGAGCCAAGGCCUUGGUGACUUCAGAACAGUCCAGGGACCCAACCAAGCUAAAGGAGCUUCUGUCUCAAGUCCUCACUAUCACCCUUGAUGGUGACAAAGGAGCCAGCUCGACCGACAGCUCGAUCGAGCUAGAAACAGGGCAACUCGAUCGAGUUCCACAACUCGACCAAGGUACUUUAGAAGAAAACACAGUAACAAGGAUGACAAACAGUGAGGGAAGUCGCGCUUCACAGAGGAGAAUGGUUGAGGGUGAAUCAAGCAAUGCAAGGGAAAGAAGGCUUAAGAUGCAAGCCGAUUUGGAGAGGAUGAUCAAGAGGAUGGAGUCUGAUGCAGAGGAUAUUGAGAGUGAGCAAGGGGAGUUUGAGAUUGGAGUGAACCUUGUUCAAGAGGAGGGAAAUGGCUCUCCAAGUGAAGAAGGAAGUGAUGAGACUGAGAGUGAAGAGGAAGGAGAAGAGGUGAAUCAGUUGGUUGAUGAGAGUGAGCAGAGAGUAACCAAGAUGAACCUAUGGAGGAGGUUGAGCCACAAGCAAGAGGAGGAAGAAGAACUCCCUAUGUACCAAGAGCACUACAAUGCUCUCUUCUCCAUGGACUUUGUGGAGACCAAGUACCCACACAUGAUACAAUGA